Molecule: messenger RNA, 1989 nt
Organism: Botrytis fragariae
Lineage: Eukaryota; Fungi; Ascomycota; Leotiomycetes; Helotiales; Sclerotiniaceae
Product: putative cystathionine beta-lyase protein
Exons: 4
Coding region: 1-1989 (662 amino acids)
Biological process (GO): 'de novo' L-methionine biosynthetic process; transsulfuration
Cellular component (GO): cytoplasm
Molecular function (GO): pyridoxal phosphate binding
Source: RefSeq, a predicted model, not a curated record
AUGUCUUCACCAUCAGGCUCCUCACAAGAACCUGGAGCUGGCAAAGCCAAUGGUGCUCUCAACAAAGCAUUCCCGCACAUUGACCUUGAUGGUCACAACCUUCCUCCCUCGCCUGCACCAUCUAGUCCUCACAAUGGCAGAAGAUAUGCCUUGGCCACCGAAUUAGUCUACACCGAGACUAAGGAUCAAUAUGGAGCUUCAAGCAUGCCAAUAUAUCAAUCUGCCACAUUCAAACAGAACUUGGCAGGUGGUGGAUCAGAAUACGAUUAUACACGUUCCGGAAAUCCUACAAGAACACAUCUGGAACGACAUCUCGCGAAGAUUAUGAACGCUAACCGUGCCCUCGUCGUUGGUUCUGGCAUGGGAGCAUUAGAUGUUAUUACACGAGUUUUACGACCUGGAGACGAAGUUAUUACAGGAGACGAUUUAUACGGAGGUACCAAUCGAUUGUUGACAUACUUGGCUGCGAAUACUGGCAUAAUCGUACACCACGUCGAUACGACUACUCCCGAUAAAGUCAAAGCAGUUCUGGGUCCCAAAACAGCUAUGGUUUUGCUCGAGACACCAACCAAUCCUUUGAUAAAGAUUGUCGAUAUUGCGACAAUUGCAAGGACAGCACACGAGUUGAAUGAGAAAGCUCUAGUUGUCGUUGACAAUACUAUGCUUUCUCCUAUGCUAUGCAAUCCCUUGGAUCUCGGCGCAGAUAUAGUCUAUGAGUCAGGCACAAAAUAUCUCUCUGGGCAUCACGAUAUCAUGGCUGGUGUUCUGGCUUUCAAUGACCCCACUAUUGGAGAUAAGAUGUACUUCACAAUUAAUUCUACUGGUUGCGGGCUCUCACCAAACGAUUCAUUCUUACUUAUGAGGGGAAUAAAGACUUUGGCAAUCCGUAUGGAACGACAACAGACAAACGCCCAAGCAAUUGCUGAAUUCCUUGAAACGCAUGGUUUCCGUGUGAGGUACCCUGGUUUGAAAUCCCAUCCUCAAUAUGAUCUUCACUGGUCCAUGGCUCGUGGAGCUGGAGCUGUGUUAUCUUUUGAAACAGGCGAUGUUGCUCUCUCUGAGAGAAUUGUUGAGGCAGCAAAGUUAUGGGGCAUUAGUGUCAGUUUUGGUUGUGUCAACAGUCUGAUCAGUAUGCCAUGCCAAAUGAGCCAUGCCAGUAUUGACGCAAAGACCAGAAAGGAAAGACAGAUGCCAGAAGAUAUCAUCAGAUUGUGUGUUGGAAUUGAGGACGUGAAUGAUUUAAUUGAUGAUUUGAGCCGUGCUCUCGUUCAGGCAGGUGCUGUGAAGGUAACUCUCGAUGGAUUCCAUGCUGUAGAUACAGCUCAAGCUAUUGCUGAGGUACCAAUAGCUGAAUCGGAUGCUGCAGCAGCUCCAUUCUCUUGCUUUGCGAAUCCGAGUAUUGUUCGUUGUGGCUCCGAUAUUCCCUAUUGCGCAACUCCUCGUGUCGGGCCCGAAGGAAAUUAUUCAAUCCUUGCAUGUCAAGGACAUAAACCAUAUGGAAGAUCCGAUAUAAAUUUGGUGUAUAAAGGACAAACGACAGUCGGUCAUCUUCCCAGAUACCUUGGUGCAGACGGUAUCGUUACAUAUGCUACGCAUACACCCACAAUGCCAUCAUUAACCGCACCAAGCACCGGAAAUCGUUCAUCCUUUGGGCUCGAUGGUGCACCAGUACAAGUCUCAAGCACAUUUUUCCAAAAGCCAUCAUCCAAUUGUCAUUCCGGACCCUAUCAUGAUAGAAUCAGUGAUAUGAGUGUUGUACCUGAAGCAGCUAUCGUGGCAGGAACUAUUGUAGGGAGUCUGGUGGUUAUAUGUGCAGUAGUUGGCUUCAUUUUGUUUCUUGUUUAUAGAUAUAGGAGACGGAUGCCUACUGCUAAUAUGCAGGCAGAUCUUGAUAUGAUGCCGCUGGAAGAGUUGGUGGGGAGGAAAACUAGCAAUGGUCGGCUGUGUGGGCCGGCGCCUCGUGGACCGAUACCACCGCGAAGGUUCUAG